Dicentrarchus labrax (European seabass) is the source of this 4594-nucleotide messenger RNA. RefSeq names its product nucleoporin 160 (gene nup160). The coding region runs from base 22 to 3723 and encodes 1233 amino acids. Gene Ontology annotation, molecular function: structural constituent of nuclear pore. The record is from RefSeq and is a predicted model, not a curated record. The transcript is spliced from 29 exons. NCBI's taxonomy places the organism in Eukaryota, Metazoa, Chordata, Actinopteri, Moronidae. Gene Ontology annotation, cellular component: nuclear pore.
UCCCGCUGACGUCACUGGUGUAUGAGGAAGAUGGCGGCGGUGUUGGAGCGCAGCUUCAUUGAGAUCUGCGGGUUUGAGAGGGAAACUCUGCACAGGGUCCGAGAAGUGACAGUAAACCUCGGUGUGAGUGCUCUACCUGGUGGUGUGAAGUUUGCAGACAGUGCUGGAGCCUUUCAUUAUGAGGACAGUGGGAAGCUGCUGUCUGUCACCAGCAACAGAUUCAUCCACUGGUCCACAUCAGGAGACACGGUGCAGCUGGUGGAGCAGUCUCUGGACACCAACCUGCUCAACAACGCUGUCAAACUCAAGUUCACCCACUGCACCGUGCUGCUCGGAGGAGUCACCAUCCAGGAGACCCUCAACAAUGUCAUCAUCCUCGUCUCCACUAAUCAGAGCGUCCACAGACUGCUGCUGCCCCACCCCUCACGCAUGUACCGCAGUGAGCUGGUGACGGAGCUCCACAUGCAGUCCAUCUUCACAGAUGUGGGGAAGCUGAGUCUGCAGGACCCCUCUCACAGUGCCAUCAUCCCCAGCUCAGUGGGACAGACAGGGAGUCCCAGCACCUCCACGGCCUGGCUCAGUCAGUCUGGAGAGGCUCACUACGCUCUGGGUUCACCUGCUGGAGGCAUCAUGGUGGUCACUCUGGCCCCCCACGACACUCAGGGUGGUGUGUCGGUGCUGGAGCUGAAGAGGAGCUCCAUGAUGCAGAGGCUGUCUGGCUGGAUGCCCACGGCCAUCCGUGGGGAGCAGAGUCCAGCAGACCUGGUCCUCAGUCUAGCUGUCAGAGAGCUAGAGGAAGACUCCUUCAUCUUUGCCCUCUGUCAGGAUCACAAACUGCGCAUGUGGUCCUUCAGGGAGCAGGCGUGUCUGCUGGAGGCGGACAUGUUGGACUACAUGCCGGCCUGUAAAGGAGUGAAGCGGCUGGCCGGUCAGGGUCAUCGGCUGAGGCUGGCGUUCUCCUCCACCACUGGCCUCUGCUUGUCCGUCUACCUGGCCGUACCUCAGAGAGGACAGUUCACCGUCCUGCAGCUGGUCGCCACCGACAACAACCGCUACAGCCUCGACCACAUUUCUUCUCUCUUCACCACACAGGAGACUCUGGUGGAUUUCACUCUAACCUCCACAGACAUCUGGGGUGUAUGGGUGGACGAUUCUAACACCACUGUGGUCAAAUACAUCAACUUUGAACAUAACACAGCCGGUCAGUGGAACCAGGUGUUCGUUCAGCCUCCACCUGAGGAAGAAGUCCAUAUCGGAGUGGACCAGGACCCCAGAGAGACAUACCUGGAUGUUCUCUUCUCUCCACUACGCUUCACAGCUUCAGCCAUCGUUAAAGCUCUACAGAUCUACCGCAGAGGCUCAGAGAGGAUCUCUGAUCUGUCCUGGGAGACUCUGAAGAAGGAGGUGACGGUAGCGGUGGAGAGUGAGCUGCAGAGCAGUGUGACAGAGUUUGAGUUUUCUCAGGAGGAGUAUCGUCAGCUGCAGGUGGAGUUCUGGUCCAAGUUCUACGCCUGCUGUCUGCAGUAUCAGGAGGCUGUGUCCAUGCCUCUGGGUCUGACUGUGAGCCAGCACACCAACAUGGUCUGUCUGCUCAAGAAGGGCUUUGUGUCGUUCCUGCUGCCGUGUUUCGCUGUGGAUCAUUUGUACCUGUCUUAUGACGAGUACCUGUUCUCAGAGGAGGAGACGCCCAUCACUGAAGACCCUGAGGUGGGCCGUGAUGUGCUGCAGCUGGUCCAGUGUCUGAGGCUGGUCAGUGACGCGGUUUCUGGAGAGAUGGCAUAUGAGAUGGAGAAAGCUCUGGAACACCUUCAGUCCCCUGAGAGAGCAGCUGAACUUGUGCUGGAGAACAUGCUGUCCAAUGACAGUGAUAACGUGAUCGAGGACAUCCAGAACAAACUGCAGGAUGUGCGGAACCCUAUGGCGGCCAUGAUGGUCCUGCUGAGAGAGAUGGACCUGGAGACGGACUCAGAGGUGGGAGGAGAGGGACCCGUCGCUCCUGGAGCGACUCUGAACGUGAGGAUCAGCCUGUCUCAGCUGUACGGCAGCAGCUCUGCAGUGUCUGUGGUCUGUCAGGCCGUCUGUAACCUUGCCAUGACCCGGGCCCUGUUCUGUAGAGACCUGCUGAUCCUUCAGAAACUCUACCUGCGCUUCGGAGACAAUGUGUUUCUGGGUGGGGGGGCUCAGCUGCUGCAGCUCCAGCAGGAUCUGAUCCCUCGGAGCUCCCACCUCCUCUCCUCCUAUCACCUCCUCAAACACAUCAGUCAGAGCCUGGCCUCCUCCGUCCCCAUCGACAUCCUAGAUGCCAACCUGCAGCACCUCACAGUGCUGGAGCUGUCUGACACCCCGACUCUGUCCUCCUCUAGAUCAGUAGUGUUGAGUCCUCAGACGGUGGUGGAGCUCUUCUAUCAGACUGCAGCCAGGAAGAUAAUCAUCUCUCAGCUCUUCUGUCAGCGGCAGACCAACUCCUUGCUGCUCUGGACCCACAUGGUCUCCAACGUGGUCCACUUGCUGGCUCAGCUGCUUUGGCCCAGUAACCCUGGUUUCCAGUUCCCUGAGUGUCUGAUGGCCAACUGUCAGUACACACAGCUGCAGGAGUACGUGAGGCUCAUUGGACCCUGGUGUCAGGUGAACAUCGGCUCCUGUCGCUUUAUGCUGGGUCAGUGUUACCUGGCCAACGGGGAAGGUCAGAAGGCUCUGCAGUGCUUCCAGGAGGCAGCAACGGAGGUGGAAAAAGAGGAGUUCCUGAUGAGACUGACGGGAAGCGAGGAGGAGGAGGCUGCAUCCACCCCCAGACUACAGUACUACAACAAGGUGCUGCGUUUGUUGGAGGACGUUGGUUUAUCUGAGCUUGUCAUCCAGUUGGCCUCUCUGGCCAUAACAGAGGCAGUGAGCGACAUCAACAGCCAGGCCGCUCUGUGGACUAGAAUAUUCAAACAUCACCUGGACCUCGGACACAACAGUGAAGCGUAUGAAGCACUCACACAGAACCCAGACAGCAGCAUGCAGCUGGAUUGUCUCCGUCAGCUGGUGGUGGUUCUCUGUGAACGCUCUCAACUCCAGGAUCUGGUCCAGUUCUCCUACGUCAACCUGCACGACGAGGUGGUCAGUAUCAUUGAGUCUCGAGCUCGAGGGUUGGACCUGCUGGCUCACAAUUAUUACGAGCUGCUGUACGCCUUCCACAUCAACAGACACAACUACAGGAAAGCUGGGACUGUGAUGUUUGAGUUCGGGAUGCGUCUCGGUCGAGAGGUUCGGACCCGUCUGGGUCUCCAGAAGCAGGUGAACUGUUACCUGGCUGCUCUCAACUGUCUGCGCCUCAUCAGACCAGAAUACGCCUGGAUAGUCCAGCCCGCCUCCGGAGCUGUGUACGAGCGGCCCGGAGCGUCUCCAAAGAGAAACUCUGAUGGAGAGUUUUCUUCUGAACCAGUCAAACGUCAGGUGGACAUCCUGGAACUCAAGGACCUGGAGAAAGAGUACAUCCUUUCCCGCAGCCGUCUCACCCUUGCACAGCAUCACCCGCCGUCUGCUGCCAUCGCUGAUUUACCCGAAGAGGAAAGGCUGAUGUCGUCAUCAUCAUCAUCUGUGAGGUCCACCACCACACUGGCAGGGCUGGGAGUCUCUUCAAUUUGUCCGGCAAGGCCGACACUGGCUGCGGCUGCAGAAGUGCUUGGCCUUGCGUCACGUAGGUUAUCAAACACGGUGCAUUGUUCGGCUUUUAAAUAAACUCCAUGUGUCGCCAGAUGUUUCAUCAAAUUUGACGUGAUACCUCCCUUGCAUGCAAUUGUUCUAUGGCAUCUGUUGCAUGUCGCCGAGUCUGCAUCCUUAGACGUGAAAUGCAGCCAAAACCUUGGAGCGUUUUGCCUUCGGCAUCUUCAUUGAUCCUCUCACUAUCAGUUCUGAUCAGCAAGUGUGCUGAGUAGCGGCACUGAUGUCACGCAAGUUGACACCGGAACACCGGGUGGCGGUAAAAACAAAAAAAAGUCAGGCACCGAAAUGUUCAUUCUUAUUUGGUCUGGUUACUACCGUUUACGUCGGAACCGGUGCCCUAUUGGUACCGCGUUUCGGUAUCCAACCCUACUGAGGAGUUAGUUUUAAUUUUGAUUAGAUUUUUAUUUCUUUAAAUAAUUUAGGUGGUCGGGGGACAGACACAGUCUCUAUGGGGUUUUGGGUGGGUGACUGUUCUAAAGAAAGUGCAGAGAAGUGUGUAAGACAGCAGCUCUGCUUCCUGGUCCCAACUCUGGACUGUCAGGUUUUAGAGAUAAACUUUUUUUCUAGAUAAGAGAGCUGCUCCGUCCAAAGUGGGAUGGAUGCCGUCUCUCCUAAUCAGACUAGGUUCCCCCCCCAAAAAAAAUACACCUGAAAUACAUCUGAGACACGCACCUGAAAUACACUUGAGACACAGCUGUACACUUUGAACCAUCACUCAUAAUUUCUGUCAAAUUUGACCAAAAAAUAAUUUCAAUCAUUGGUUCUAUAAAUCAAUAUUUGAUUUGUUAUUAUUGUUGUUGUCUUUCUUUGAACUGCUGUAGUUGAAUUAUUGAUUAUUGUUUCAGACUCACUCACAGUGCCUGUCUGUCCUUCAGUGGCCCUGUUC